UGUGUGUGAAAAUUUUAAUUAAGAUUUAGUUCUUUCAAACAUUUAAUUUAUAAUUGAUAUUUUGUCAACAAAAAAAUUAUACAAAAAGAAAAAUCCAAACAAAGAACAAAAAUUAUUAAAAUUGAAUAACAAAAUGCGUCUCCUAUUUAAACUCUUGCUGCCAAAAUCAACACCGCGCUUACUGCUCACAACCACUUAUUGGCAACUAAAGCAUUUGCAGUAUGCUUCUUGCAACUUGCCACCGAUUAAAAUGAAAAUCAUACCAGCACCACGCAUAAUACCCAAAACUUACAUUAACAAAAACGAAAGUUUAAAACGUGCUCUUUCACCUCAUUUAUCCAUCUACAAACCACAAAUAACCUCAAUGAUGUCUAUUACUCUGAGAAUGACUGGCUUGUCUUUGGGUAUUAUGGUGUGGGUGGUGGGCGUAACGGCUCUGGUAUCCGAUCAAAAUGUUGAUUAUUUUGUUAAUGAAUUGAAGAAACUUGAAUUAGAUGAUUGUUAUUGGACGUCUGCUAAAAUUGUUGCUGUUUUUCCCUUUGCCUUUCACUUUGUGGCCGGGGUGCGCCAUUUGUUGUUCGAUACAUCUAAGCUUUUGGAGAAACCACAAUUCUAUGCCACGGGAUAUGCAGCUAUAAUGGCUGCUUUUGGGUUGGCAGUGUGUUUGGGAAUGAUGGCAGAUAUAUGUGAGAAGUGGGAGGAAAUGAAACAGGACAAGGAAUCGGUGAACAAGGGGAAAUAAAAUUUGGAGAGAAUGUCCAUAAUUUUUUAAAACAAUUUCAAUAAAUUAAUUAAUAUAGAGUUUUACAAAUAUUUAAAAUGUAUAUCAUUUUAAAAAGCCUUUACUAAAUCUGUAUUUGCUUUAAA
Calliphora vicina (urban bluebottle blowfly) is the source of this 867-nucleotide messenger RNA. RefSeq names its product Succinate dehydrogenase, subunit C-like (gene SdhCL). The record is from RefSeq and is a predicted model, not a curated record. The coding region runs from base 134 to 742 and encodes 202 amino acids. Gene Ontology annotation, molecular function: oxidoreductase activity, acting on the CH-CH group of donors; electron transfer activity. The transcript has 2 exons. Gene Ontology annotation, biological process: tricarboxylic acid cycle; mitochondrial electron transport, succinate to ubiquinone. Gene Ontology annotation, cellular component: membrane. NCBI's taxonomy places the organism in Eukaryota, Metazoa, Arthropoda, Insecta, Diptera, Calliphoridae.